AUGCCUCGCUUACCUGCCUUGGACCACAUCGUCAUUCUUGUGUCUCAUGACACCCUCAUGGGCCUAUCCGACCACAUCCAGCAUCUGUUCAUCGUGGCGCCUGGCGGGAAUCAUGCUGAUGGACUCACCUCAAACAAACUGGUGCUUCUCGAGGAUGGGGUUUACAUUGAAUUCAUCGCUUUCUUUGACGACAUUGACCCCGAUCGACGGCGCAAACAUCGCUGGGGAAACCUCAAGGAAAACACUAUUAUCGAUUGGGCUUUCACGCUCCCUCCAGAUGAUGAUUUUGGCCCUAUCAAGCAGCGAGUUCGGGAUACAAAGACAAGAUUCUCAUAUGAGGAGCCUGCCCCUGGGGGCCGAAAGAAAAAUGAUGGGACAAUAUUGGAGUGGACAAUCAGCGUGCCAACAGACGCCCUUACCAACACACUUCCACCUGGACGUCUGCCAUUCUGGUGUCUCGACAAAACCCCUCGUGAGCUACGGGUCCCUUACACCGUGGAGCCUGAACUGACUCAACAUCCAUCCGGUGUGCGGGGUGUCUCUUCGUUGUCAUUGUCUGUUCCUAUGCGAGAGAUUUCGGAUCUAGCGGAAGUAUACGAGGCGAUACACGGUCGUCGUGAACCAGUAGACCUGGUUAAUCAAGUUUGGCCUUAUGAGGUCCCUGCAGGCUCGACAGCUGGUAGACACACUAUUACGUUGCUGGGAAGUGCAGAGGGGACGAAUAUUACGCUGACAUUGAGUGGAACUAGUCCUGGACGGAUCGAACUUUUGCCAGGGAUUGCUAUUUAUAUCGAGUAA
Molecule: messenger RNA, 798 nt
Organism: Aspergillus chevalieri
Lineage: Eukaryota; Fungi; Ascomycota; Eurotiomycetes; Eurotiales; Aspergillaceae
Product: VOC family protein
Exons: 1
Coding region: 1-798 (265 amino acids)
Source: RefSeq, a predicted model, not a curated record